Messenger RNA from Caenorhabditis bovis, 1887 nucleotides. The record is from the annotation of a GenBank genome assembly. Lineage: Eukaryota; Metazoa; Nematoda; Chromadorea; Rhabditida; Rhabditidae.
AUGAAUCGGCCAACGUCUCAUCCAGAACAACGACUACUUCUCGUUCGAGUCUCUGAAGACCCAAACGAGAGUCACCUCAUCGUGACCUACUUCAAACGUCUUCAUGAAGAGGAUGCAAACAAUAAUGACACAACACCUUCAUCCUCUUCAGACGACGUCGAUACGAUCCAGUUUACUGUAAAUAUAACGAUCGAGGAAAUCACCAAGUUCUUCGACGAGCAUCCGUUCAGCCACAUCUUCACAAUUGGUCCCGAGCCGAUUCGCCAUUAUCUCAUUCCGUUAUUCGUGCGGAACGAGCAAUAUGUUCCGCACCAGCUCCUUCAUUACUAUGAUAUUCUCGCAUUAAACCCGAUGCUUCAAGAGAUCGAAAACUCGCAAAUCGACAUCAAGGUGGCUCGAAGAAUUCUCGAUUUGAAUGAAGAACAACUCGACAAAAUCCACAAAAUCGUCGAUUUGGAGUAUAAAAGUGCACCAAUAACCGACGAGACUUCGCCUCAAAUCAACGCCGAAAAUGUGGUGUGUCGAGCGAGAGGAUUACCUUGGCAGGCGUCGGAUCAGCACGUCGCACAAUUCUUUGCCGGACUCGACAUAAUACCUGGUGGAAUUGCUUUAUGUUUGUCAUCAGAAGGCCGUCGAAAUGGUGAAGUGCUCGUCCAAUUCGCCAAUCAAGAAUCACGCGAUUUGGCGUUGAAACGUCAUCGAAAUUUCCUGCUCUCCAGAUACAUUGAAGUCUACAAAGCAACACUUGAUGAAUUCCUUCACGUGGCUUCAGGCUCCUCCUCCGAAGCAAUGGAAUUCUUGAGCCAAAAUGGGGUGAUUGUGCGAAUGCGCGGAUUGCCCUACGAUUGCACCGAUCAACAAAUUAAGGCGUUUUUCGAGCCUCUCAAACCAAUGGAGAAUAUUUUGUUCAUUACUCGCAACGAUGGCCGUCCAACAGGUGACGCAUUCGUGCAAUUCUCCACCGAUGACGAAUGCAACCAGGCGCUCCAAAAACACCGCCAAACGAUUGGCCAGCGCUACAUUGAGCUGUUCAAAAGCACCGCCGCCGAAGUGCAGCAAGUCAUGAAGCGCAGCAAGGAUCCGAACACCGCGGUUUCGGCGAGCUCGUCGGCGAUCGCGAACGCCACCGCCGCCGCCGCCGCCGCUGCCGCCGUUGCGAUUCCGGCUCUAUUGGAGCAGCAAGACGAAAAACGCCGCGAUUGUGUUCGUCUCCGCGGAUUGCCUUAUGAGGCUCAGGUGCCGCACGUCAUCACCUUCUUGGGCGAGUACGCGCAAAUGGUGAAAUUCCACGGCGUCCAUAUGAUCUUCAAUAACCAGGGCAACCCGUCCGGUGAGGCGUUCAUACAAAUGAUCAGCGAGCAAGCCGCUCUCGCUACUGCUCUCGCCGUCCACAACAAAUACAUGGUUGUCGGCAAGAAGAAGAGAUACAUCGAGGUGUUCCAAUGCGCCCCGGAGGAUUUGAACCUUCAGCAUUUGGUGAAGAACGGACAAGCGAUGUCGCAGCCGCCUGUCCAGUUCCUUCCGCCGCCGCAAGCUCUCAUCGGACAGCAGCAACAGCAAUUCUGGACUUCGUAUCCGUCUCCACCGAUUUCGCCGAUCGUGCCGGGUCAAAUCUCGCAGUUCAUUGUUUACGGUCUCACAGCGAACAUAACGUAUCAGGAUCUCUUCAAUCACUUCAGUACUCCGGAAGUGAGCGUUGAGAACAUCGCUUUCACGCGUUUCCCAUCGCCAAUCUGUUCCGGUGAAGCACUAAUCACUGUCCGAUCUCGUCAAAGCCCGAUUAAAGCGCCACCAAACGGCGUCGCGCCAAUGCAGGCACCGCUCUUGCAUAAUUAUCCAUUCCCGCCACACCAAUACGUUCCACCAUCGAUCAUCAUGGAGCAAUAA